AUGUCAGAGACCUCCACACCCCAAGAACCCACCGGAUCACAGCUCAAUCGAUCCUGUGAAUCGUGUCGAAGCCUGAAGGUUCGCUGUCUCCCCAAUCCGUCGACGCCAAAUCAAUGCCAGCGAUGUGCCAAGGGAAAGAGAUCCUGCGUCUUCGUGGCUCCGCAGCGCCGGCGGCCACGAAAGAGGACCGACUCGCGAGUCGCCCAGUUGGAAAAAGAGAUGCGGGUCAUGCGCUCGCUGCUGAAAAAUCGAAUCCCGGAAGAAGACGAGGAAUCGGAGGAGAGCGAUGACGACAAUGACGAGUUGAAAAGCAGCGGCAGGGAUCAAUCUGCCAACUCCGAUGAUCUUCGCUAUAUGGAUUAUUCCCCCGAGCUGUUGACCCACGGGGUAUCGGUGCCGGAGUUUGCGUUUCCCGCGGGCGUCGAAGAGGAAAGACAGCCUGUCGAAGAUGUGAUCGAUCGGGGGAUUCUGUCCAUCGAAGACGCAGAGCAACUAGUGGCCUACUACGUCCAUGAGCUCGCCUCGUUCAUCCCAUUGGUGGUUCUUCCCCACACCACCACGGCAGCCAGUCUACGGGCAACGAAGCCCGUCCUCUUUCUCUCCGUGAUAGCCGCGACGGCGAUCUCCGUCGAUGCAGGACUGGCCGCCGUCCUGAACCGUGAAAUGGUACGACUCUAUUCCGAACGAUUUUUCAUCGAGGGCGAAAAGUCUCUGGAAUUGGUCCAAGCCCUGUUGCUCAUGAUCAUCUUUUACUUUCCGCCCGCUUCACCUCUCAAGCUGCAAUUCUACCAAUACACGCACAUUGCCUCGACGAUGGCGCUGGAGAUCGGACUCGCAAACAAACGCCGUGUGAAGUCCAAUCGCAGGGCUGCUCAUGACGAAACACUGGCAGAACAGGCGCGGGCUGUCCUCGGUUGCUAUCAUCUUGGCUCGACGGUUGCGAUGAAGACUCGUCGUCCGAAUCUCCUUCAGUUCAACGACUGGAUGGUCGAGUGCGUCAGACAUUUGGAGCGCUCACCGCACCGAACAGAUCAGCAUUUAGCCCUCUGGUUCGAGCUCCAACGUAUAACCGACGAAGCGAUGUCUUCUUUCGGUCUGGAUGACACGAGCACAACAUCACCACUGACGGAGUCUCGUGUUCAAGCCGUGCUGCGUUGGUUUGACAAACGGAUGGAGACAUGGAAGACGAACACGCCUUCAGAGAUGCUCACCGUCCCUCUGAUCCUCGAAUAUCGCUCCACAGCACUCGCCAUGUACGAGCUCGGCGUAGGAGAGGGCUACCGUGACCCAGAUGCUUUGAAGAGACGAUACUUCACGUUGCCCACGCCGGAAGGGCCAGAUGCACAGUCCCCGCUCAGCGCAAUCCGAAUAGACAUCAACAUGAAGUGGAUGAACGCCGCGCAGGAAAUGCUAGACGCUAUUUUGGCCUGCAGCACAGACACCAUGCGCAAGUUGCCCAAUUUGAUGUACACGCGACUAGCGAUGGCGAUGACAUCACUGCUGAAGAUCCAUUUCUCUGUGCGAACCGGGGCUCUCGGCGAAGUCGUCACGCCAGAGACUGUGAAUGUGCACUUUUAUCUCGAUGCCACUGCCAACAAACUGGCCGAGGCGAGCGGGGGCGGGAAGUACAAGAUUCCUAGUCGGUGGUAUCAAGUCAUCGGGGUUCGGGGGAGAGAUUGGUACGAGCGUCUUGAAAGGCAGGGCGAAGGGACGGUAGAUUCGAUGGCGGCACCAAGUAGCCAAGGCCAGAAUCACAGCCAGGUUCCCGGCCAGGGCCAGAGUCAGGACACACUUAACGUCCAACCCAUGAACACCUUCCCUGUGCCGGUGCCGAUGGUUGACCCGCGGGAUGGGUACGUAGCGAUGGGCGGCACGGGGAUGUGGCCGCCAAUGGAUGCACAAGGCCACACCCAUAACUCACAAUUCUUCAUGGGGUAUCAGCAUUCACCCCAUGGAGCACCGUCACAGCCGAUGCCCCCUCAGUUUGCGUAUGAGCCCCAGCGGAUGCCCGCGCCUGGAACGGGCAUGGAGUUGGAUGGCUGGCUUCCUGAUGGGAGUAUCUUUGGGAUGCCACCUUUGCCCGAGUUCUAG
Molecule: messenger RNA, 2091 nt
Organism: Penicillium olsonii
Lineage: Eukaryota; Fungi; Ascomycota; Eurotiomycetes; Eurotiales; Aspergillaceae
Source: the annotation of a GenBank genome assembly